AUGAUUUAUUUUCGAUUGGUAUUAGCUACUACCACUACUCAAACUACUACAACUAUUCAAACUACUACUAUUACUACUCACACUACUACUACUACUACUACUACUACUACUACUACUACUACUACUACUACUACUACUACUACUACUACUACUACUACUACUACUACUACUACUACUGAUCUAUUUCUGUCUGUUAACUAG
This is a messenger RNA of Schistosoma turkestanicum, 201 nucleotides long. The record is from the annotation of a GenBank genome assembly. Lineage: Eukaryota; Metazoa; Platyhelminthes; Trematoda; Strigeidida; Schistosomatidae.